GUUGAACACCUGUAGGCAGCCUGUCUCGUUUGCACAAUUAGAGUUAUAUCACCACGCACCUCUCUAUAUCCUGAAUUGCCGUCGAUCCAUCCAAGUAUCAACUAUCCACAGUCUGUAUAGGCUCUGCUUCUCUGCAUGUUCCGGUAGCUGGAACCAUGCCUCCGCCGGAGAUGAACAGCGAUGUCAUUCUUGACGCAAACUUAGCAAAAAAGCGUACCAAUUCGGAAGGCACUGAGUACCCCCGAAGGCGCGCCACUAUAGCAUGCCAGAUCUGUCGUCUACGAAAAACGAGAUGUAAUGGGGCCCGUCCAAGAUGUCAGCUCUGUGUAGACCUGGAUGCAGGCUGUGUCUAUCGAGAGCCGGGUAUCAAGCUAGAUGCCGGCGACAAGCUGAUAAUCGAGAAGCUGGACAGAAUAGAAGGCUUACUCCAAUCGAAAGUUUCGGACCACACCAGCCACUCUCCCCUAUCCUCGGAUUCUUCGACGGCUGCCACCCAUGCUCGUCUCGGAGGCGAUGAUACUGUAGCCAAUUUGUCCAACCUUGCUGCCAUGCCGGCCAGGGCGACUGCGGUGGGACUUGGCUCGUGGGCAAACCCACCAACAAGUAUCUCAACUAUGCCGAGAGUACAUACCACUCCUGCUUUACACCUCUUGCAAUGGCCUCUGAUCCGAGAGCUGGUCGCUGUACCCUAUGAUCCACAUACCCUCCUACAGCUGGAAAUGGCUCGUGAGCCGCUCCGGAUCGAACCCCCCGUGGGUUUAGAUCUAUCCAAUGCGUUCACGCACGCCCGGUUCUUCUUCGAACGCGUUAAUGUGUGGUACGCUUGUGUCAAUCCACUGACAUGGUCGGGGUACUACAAAACGGCUCUUUCUCUGGACUUUCAGAAAGGGCCAGAAAGCUGUGUUGUUCUCUUAGUUUUAGCACUGGGUUGUGCAAGUCAAUAUGGGAGCAUAUCCUGCCUUUCUCCAGACAAGGAACCACCAGGGCUGCCAUAUUUUGCUGCUGCCUGGUGCCUUCUGCCGGGUAUUAUGACCCGCAACUCUGUACUUGCAGCACAGUGCGUCAUCUUAGCAUCUGCAUAUCUAUUCUACAUGGUCAGGCCCCUUGAGGCUUGGACGCUGCUGUCGAAUGCUAGCAUGAAGUUACAAUUGCUUUUUGGCAACCCCUCUCGUGUUCCAGCGCAAUGGAAGGAACUUGGUACAAGAGUAUACUGGAACACCCUCCUGUUCGAAAGCGAUUUGCUAGCGGAACUAGACCUACCACAUUCGGGGAUUGUGCAUUUCGAAGAGCUCGUUGACCUUCCAGGCGGCUUUGAACAGGAGGACGAUGAAGAAGACGAAGAAAGAGACAAAGUAGUAGACAUGAUGAUCGGUCAUGAUGAGCUCUGGUAUUUCUUGGCUGAAAUUGCCUUAAGAAGGCUGCUGAACAGGGUCAGUCAUAUGCUCUACCAAAAGGACAGUAUCUUGACACUCGCAUCACUCGGACCCAUCGCCUCAGAGCUGGAUUUCCAGCUUUCUCAAUGGUAUGAGGGUCUUCCGCAACCGGUUCGCUUUCCUUUAUCCGGGGCUCCAGCACCAAGCCCCGUUCAGACCGUACUAAGACUCCGGUACUUCGCCUGCCGUACGAUUAUUUAUCGGCCUUAUAUUUUAGCGGUCUUCCAAAACGAACAUGCAUGCGCUGACCCAACGGUAAAGGAUUGCUGCCUGCGGUGCUUGGAAGCGACGUUGAAUCAACUCGAGCAUAUAGGUAGGCAUCGCGAAGGCCACCUACCAUAUCUGUGGCAAGGGGCCCUUUCCAUGGUCUCUCAGACGUUAUUGAUAAUGGGAGCAACCAUGUCCCCUGCUCUCUCAUUACUGUUACCUCCUACAAUUCGAUUGGACAGGAUAAUUUCCAGCGUCAUAGCAGAAGUUGGCAGGUAUGCGCGGCUUGCACCAAGCCUAAAGCUAUCUGCUGAGAUCAUUCGUGAUGCGGAAAAGAGGCGUCAAAUAUGCCUUGCAUCGGCAGGCAGGGCAAACUUGAAGGGAAACUAGCUUGCAGGCUCCCAACCCUACACGCUCUUAGUCGG
Molecule: messenger RNA, 2065 nt
Organism: Aspergillus ibericus CBS 121593
Lineage: Eukaryota; Fungi; Ascomycota; Eurotiomycetes; Eurotiales; Aspergillaceae
Product: putative C6 finger domain protein
Exons: 3
Coding region: 156-2030 (624 amino acids)
Biological process (GO): regulation of DNA-templated transcription
Molecular function (GO): zinc ion binding; DNA-binding transcription factor activity, RNA polymerase II-specific
Source: RefSeq, a predicted model, not a curated record